Molecule: messenger RNA, 1919 nt
Organism: Glycine soja
Lineage: Eukaryota; Viridiplantae; Streptophyta; Magnoliopsida; Fabales; Fabaceae
Product: mediator of RNA polymerase II transcription subunit 33B-like
Exons: 3
Coding region: 772-1317 (181 amino acids)
Biological process (GO): regulation of phenylpropanoid metabolic process
Cellular component (GO): mediator complex
Source: RefSeq, a predicted model, not a curated record
GAAGUUCUUUGUGAAGGUCCCUGCAAUUGCUGCUUCUUUAUUACCACUUUGUGAGACAUUUGGCUCAAUUAAACCGACUUCGCAUAGCACUGGCGAUGAGUGCUCCUCAACAUCAACAUAUAUGGCCUUUUCUUUAGCCUUUCUUUUCCUUAUUCGUUUAUGGAAAUUCUGUAGACCCCCUCUUGACCCACUGUGCAUCACGGAAUUAGGAGUUGCAGCUGGACUGCUGGAGGUUUGGAGUAUAUUUUGUCAUUGCACAAUACUCGUGUCAUGUUUUCCCAAGAUAAACUGAAAAGCAAUCCAAGUCUCUCUGAUUCUGCAUCUGUUAAACCUGUAUAUAUUGAUUCGUUUCCAAAAUUACGGGCCUUGUAUUGCCAACACAAAUCUUGUGUUGCUUCAGCCCUUUCUGGCAUUUCUACUGGAAAUUCCAUUCAUCAAACUGCUAAUAUGAUUUACCAGAAGAUAACCAAAGCUGGAAAUUCAUCAAGUAAUUCUUCAUCACCGACUACUAAUAGCAGUAAUGCAUGUAGUUCCCUCAUGAAUUCUGGUGAAGAUACUUUUCCAAGACCCAUGCUUCCUGCAUGAGAAGUACUGGAAGCUCUUCCUUUUGUCCUUGAAUCAAUUUUAACUGCUUGUGUUCACGGGAGGAUUUCAUCACGAAAAUUGACCACAGGUCUGAGAGACCUUGUUGAUUUUCUUCCGGCGUCGCUUGCUGCUAUUAUUGAUUACUUUUCUUCAGAAGUUACUCGUGGUGUAUGGAAACUAGUUCCAAUGAAUGGAACAGAUUGGCCCAGUCCAGCAGCAUUUAUUCAAUCAAUUGAAUCAGAAAUGAAAGCUAUAUUAACUCAUGUUGGCGUUGAGGUUCCAAACCGUUCUUCUGGUGGUGCACCGGUAAUGCUUCCUCUACCAAUGGCAGCUCUCGUCAGUUUAUCCAUUACUUUUAAACUUGACAAAAGCCAGGAGUACAUGCAUGCUAUUACUGGAGCAGCUUUGGAAAACUGUGCAUCAGGUUGCCCUUGGCCUAGUAUGCCUGUAAUUGGCUCUCUGUGGGCCCAAAAGGGUCGCCACUGGCACAACUUCAUUGUUGUAUCAGGUUCCCGUUCUGUGUUUAAACAUAGCAAUGAGUGUGUAGCUCAGCUGUUGAGAAGUUGUUUCACCUCAUUCCUUGGAACAUUGUGUGUUUCAACCGAGUGUAAUGUGAAUGGCCUGUUGGGUAGCACCAUUAGUGCCCCUGGUCCCUGUCCCUUUGUUGCUCCUGGGUUCCUUUUUCUUCGAUCUUGUCGAAAUAUACACAACGUGCGGUAUGUAAACAUAUAAUUGUGGGUCUUGUGACAGAGUACUCUAAUGAAUUAGCCAGUUCUCGCCACGUAAAAUCCAACAAAGCAUCACUAUCCUUAGCCGUGCAGAGUGCAAAAGAGGUGGCAACACUUGGAGCAAGUCUUCUUAUGUGCGGCAGGUCAAGGGAUGUGAAGCAAAACAAUGAUAGUGUUGGGUCGCACAUACUUGAGGGUUAUGCUAUGGGGUAUCUGUUGAUAUUGUCCGGGUCAAUUAUAUGGGGUGUUGGGACCAAGUUACCAUCGGGGACAUUCCAUUGAGGUCCAUUUGGACUUCUUGGCUGAAAUCAUGGAGCAGAAAAUCUCACUCAGUUGCAAUCCAAUUACAUGGAAAACUUAUAUCUGCUGUUUUGUGGGAUUAAUGGGUUCAAGAAGUGAAGGUGGCUUAAGCAGAUGGAAUGAACAUGAACUGGCACUCAUGAUAGAAUUUAUGAAGACUAAAUAAUGUAAUGUCAAAAAUUGCUUCAGAGAAAAUAGCAAAUCUACAAGUGAGAUUGAAAUUGCUAGAGUAUUUUCUCCCAAUCCGGGUAGUAUGUACUAUGGAGCCGUAGUGGUAGUAUGCUCCUCGACAAUGGGAGAUGCAAC